AUGGCGUCGCCAGCCUCAAAGCCAGAGGCGGCAUCUAGCCCGCGCCCAAUAGGCAUUCACCACUCCGACAUUAUAUUCUCCCACGACCAGCAAAUGUCCAUGUCGGCGCUCAUGUCUGGGCUGAAGCGCACCACGCUCACCGUGCACAACCGCCUGCGCUCGAUCCGGGCCGACGCCGACUUCGUCGCGCGAGCGGCCAGCGCCUUUGGCGGACCGAGAGAAGCACAAGCAGAAGCAGAAGACGCAGCAGCAGCAUCGUGUAAUACAAGGAGACCUCUGAUUGCGAAUGAGCGCUGCGGGAGCUGGUACGUGCGGCCAGAGAACAAGGGCGGCAGCGCCUACUUUAAGAGCACCGACGGCCACGAGCGCGCGUGGAAGUUUAGCACGCGCAGACUAAACCUCCACAUUGUCGAGCUUGCCGAAAAGCACGACGGCGUCAUCAUUGUAGACUCGACGCGGCGGGGGAAGCGCAUGCCUGAUGCGCUGUCCACCACCAUCCCCGUGUGGUGCGCCGUGCUCAACCGCGUGCUGCUCCCGCAGCACCCGCUGUCCCAGAAGCUGUUCCUGCCGCCGUCGCUGCCGCCCACGACGCACGCGCAGAUUACAGCCCUGCUGCCGGGCUUCGUCGCGUCCUUGGAGGCGCUCACGCUGCCGCUGCCGCACGGGCUCAGCAAGCCGCUACGCCCGCUCUGGAUCACGCAAGAUUCUGUGCUGCCGCCGGCGGGGGAGGAGGAAGAAGACGACGGCGAGGACAAAGGCAGCAGCAGUGUCAUAUUCGAGGACUGCAGGCCCGUGAUUUGCUGUACGGCGAGCCGGCGCGUCGUGGGCGCCAGCGAGAGGGAGGAGGGCGGGUAUAUACAAGGCGCGGGCGACGAUACGGAGAAUUGGGCGCACGGGCUCACGCCGCCCGUGUUUUGGGCUCAUGUGGAUAGGCUGCUAGAAACAGCAGAGGCUGAUCUCCCGGCGCUGAUAAAACAGCUCGUGGAGGAAGACGCUGCUACGCAUGCGUCGACGGGCAGCGAGGCGCGCACACAGCUGGCGCCGGGCAUCUACGUCUGCCCAACGUCAGCCGCGACAUGCCCCCGCGGAGAGGAGAGCAGCGAAGAAUGCCACAUCCAGCUGCUCCCGUCGGCAUCGCCCCAGGAGUCGUGGGUCAAGGGCCGGCGUCUCAUGCAAGUCGGGCUCGGCAACAGCAAAGCCGGCAGCCGCAAUCUCCGCCUCGCCCUGCCGCACAUUUGCGCGUUUGCGCGCGAAUACAUGCGCGGCGGCGACCGCGGCGGCGACAAUGAGAAAAUCAUCGUCGUCUCGUGCGAGUCGGGCAAGGACUUUUCGGUAGGGACUGCGCUGGCGCUGUCGUGCUUGCUCCUCGACGAUGCUGGGUCACCACUGCGCGAGGAGGGCGGCGGCGCGCGGGUGGCCUUUACAAAGACGCUGGUCAAGAGCAGGCUGGGUGGGUUCAUGACGGCGUUUCCGGCGGCGAAUCCGAGUCGGGCUACAUUGCAGAGCGUUAAUAGCUUUCUGAUGGACUGGAGAAAUUAG
This is a messenger RNA of Beauveria bassiana ARSEF 2860, 1539 nucleotides long. RefSeq names its product initiator tRNA phosphoribosyl transferase. Gene Ontology annotation, molecular function: tRNA adenosine(64)-2'-O-ribosylphosphate transferase activity. The transcript has 2 exons. Gene Ontology annotation, biological process: charged-tRNA amino acid modification. Gene Ontology annotation, cellular component: cytoplasm. NCBI's taxonomy places the organism in Eukaryota, Fungi, Ascomycota, Sordariomycetes, Hypocreales, Cordycipitaceae. The record is from RefSeq and is a predicted model, not a curated record. Bases 1 to 1539 code for a protein of 512 amino acids.